AAGGUCGUAUGCGAUCCGGAGUGUGCCACUGGAUGCGUGCCCAACAAACCCAGCCAGUGUUGUAGCAAGGAUUGCGCGGCCGGAUGCACUGGACAGUUCGAUCGGUGUGAGAAAUGCAGGUUCUACAACAACUCUGGCACAUGCGUGGUCAAAUGCCCACCACACUACGACUACAACCAGCACACAAUGAAGUAUGAGAGGACGGACAAUGGAAAAUACGCUUACCUAUUCGAAUGUGUGGAAGAAUGCCCUGGUAGGUACUCCCCUUAG
Helobdella robusta is the source of this 270-nucleotide messenger RNA. RefSeq lists its product as hypothetical. Lineage: Eukaryota; Metazoa; Annelida; Clitellata; Rhynchobdellida; Glossiphoniidae. The transcript is spliced from 2 exons. The annotation marks the transcript as partial. The record is from RefSeq and is a predicted model, not a curated record.